This is a messenger RNA of Papaver somniferum (opium poppy), 1157 nucleotides long. RefSeq lists its product as uncharacterized. The coding region runs from base 66 to 752 and encodes 228 amino acids. The transcript has 2 exons. The record is from RefSeq and is a predicted model, not a curated record. Lineage: Eukaryota; Viridiplantae; Streptophyta; Magnoliopsida; Ranunculales; Papaveraceae.
CUAUAUAGCUAGCUACUAUCCCUCCUCUCUACAAAACAUAUUUUAAAACAAGAAAGAAACCAAAAAUGAAAGACCAGAAGAACAAUACUGUCAGCGGUUUAGCUUCGAGCUCACGGCCGUUGUCGUCCACCACCACAACAACAAAUAGAACAACCGGUCCUCAGCCCAAUAAUAAUCUUUCGGUAAGAGCAGGAACAAUAAGGAAGAGCAACGAUGCGAAUAGCCUUCAACAUAUUCUUCAGAACAAUCUUCUUCUUCAACGUCGAAUUAAAGAAUACAUUCUCUUUUCCAGGCUCAAGUCUAUGAUACCUCCUCAACCCUCUCAAGAACAGAUAUCAGUAAGGCAUGAAGAAGCAACAGAAGUGGAUAUGGAGCUUAGUGAGAUCCCAUCAGCUGAGAGGGAUUCUGACGAAGAAACAAAGAGUGAUGACGAAGAUGAUUUAGGAAAUAUUUCUAUCGACUACGACAGUGAUUUCGAGAAAGAUGGAGAUGAUGUUGAAUCAUUUGUGCCAUCAAUCAAGAUAAGUAAAAUAGAAGACUUGAUACUUAUCAAUACAACGGUUCUUAAGAAGGUUGCAUUAACUUCAUCUCUGUUCAGAAUUUUUGAAGAGGAAAACCUUGAUAUAGUGUUUGAGAAUCAAUAUAGAACUGAAUGCAAUGUUGCUCAUACUAUUCAAGUAAGAAUUCAACCAGAAUACAACAUUCAACUAUUGGAGAAGAGGCUUUGGAUGUGGGCAGGAGGAUUUUUAUGAACUCACGGGCCAACUUUUAGCCACCCCGUGUAAAUGGCCCUUCAAUCCAUAUAAUUGAUUAAAUUGGAAUUACCUAUAGAUCUUAUUAUAGUGGUAUUAGUUAGUGGCAGGUCCACCCACUAAAGCCCAAUAACCAGAGGUCCAUAAUUAAAAGAAAAAUGAAAAAUGGACCCAAUUUUUUAAGUCCAGGUCCUGUACACGUGCGGGAUCAGGUGUGUAAAAUUUAAAAAUACCACAAAUAACCUUUCCAUUUAACAGGUCUAUAAACACGAGAAGAACAUUGACAUUUCAUAUUCGUUUUCUUCUUCUCUUUCUUCUCACUGCUGCUACGAAUGGAUUCUAAACAAAUCCAAAUUUUAUUGUUCAAUCUUUCUCGUUUUUAUCAAAUCAUAUGGAGAUUUUUCU